AUGGAACGUGGGGCAAAUCCCCGACAGAGGCGACAAGCCUAUGUCGAGGACUCUGAAGGAGAAGAAGAAUUCCUGGAUCGGCCUGUUCGUGGAGGCCACCGGAACCGGGGAUAUCGACGAGACCUCGAGCAAUAUCAACUUAAGGUUGACCUUCCGACCUUUAAUGACAAUUUGAAUAUUGAAGACUUUUUGGAUUGGCUUUGGGAAGUUGAGAAAUUCUUCGAUGCCAUGGAGAUUGAAGAGGAUCGCCAAGUAAAAUUGGUGGCAUACAAAUUGAAGGGUGGUGCCUCAGCGUGGUGGGAGCAAGCGCAACUGACUCGACGUCAACAAGGAAAAGCUCCCAUCCGAACAUGGAAUCGGAUGAAGGAAAUGUUGAAGGUUCGGUUCCUUCCAACCGAUUAUGAGCAAUUAUUAUUUCAACAAUUUCAGAAUUGUAAACAGCUAAGCCGAUCGGUCCAAGCUUACACGGAGGAGUUUCUCCGACUUUCCACCCGUAACAACCUCGCUAAGUCGGAGGCACAACAGACCGCCAGGUACAUUAAUGGUUUGCAACUUAAUAUUCAAGAUCGUGUUUCACUACAUCGUUUGUUCUCCGUUGAGGAUGCUCAAGAGAUGGCCCGAAAGGUUGAGAUGCAAUUAGAGAGAACUAGCCCCAUUAAUCGGGCUAACAAUUAUUCCGCUCGAGGAUUAUCUGGAAAGGGGAGACAACUAGAUGUUUCAGAAUCCUCCAACCAGCAAACCAACACUAUAAACCAAACUCCGGGAAGUAGUACUGGGGUGCGCAAGGAACCAGUCAUCGCAAACAACCAUAACGCCAAUCAGAAUGCCCAAAACCCGUACGCUAAGCCACCACCAAUCAAAUGCUACAAGUGUAACGAAUUGGGACAUCGUUCGAGUGAUUGUCCACGGCGGAAGAUGGCCAAUGUUGUCAUGCACGACGAUGACAUAUACGAAGAUGACUGGAUUGAAGAGGAAGAAGUGGAGGAUGAGGAGGGCGAGCAUGUCAAUUGCGUUGUUAGGAGACUAUUGCUCGCUCCACGAAGAGAAGACACGCAGCGGAAUAGUCUUUUUCGUGCCCGUUGUACUGUCAACGGCAAAGUUUGCGAUGUCAUCAUUGAUAGCGGAAGUUGUGAGAACAUAGUGUCCAAGGCUUUGGUGGAUCAUCUACAACUAAAGACGGAGUUACAUCCCUCCCCUUAUACAAUCGGGUGGAUUUGUAAAGGGGCCAAACUCAAAGUGACGCAGCUAUGUCAUUUACCUAUUUCAAUUGGAAAGUCCUAUAAGGACACUAUAAUUUGUGAUGUAGUGGAGAUGGAUGCAUGCCAUGUCCUACUUUGGGCGACCAUGGCAAUACGAUGUUGA
Eucalyptus grandis is the source of this 1362-nucleotide messenger RNA. RefSeq lists its product as uncharacterized. Gene Ontology annotation, molecular function: zinc ion binding; nucleic acid binding. NCBI's taxonomy places the organism in Eukaryota, Viridiplantae, Streptophyta, Magnoliopsida, Myrtales, Myrtaceae. The coding region runs from base 1 to 1362 and encodes 453 amino acids. The transcript has a single exon. The record is from RefSeq and is a predicted model, not a curated record.